UGCUUCGACUUCGCGCCCUGCCGCCGCCACGGCUUCAAGGUGUACGUGUACCCGCAGCAGAAGGGCGACAAGAUCGCCGAGAGCUACCAGAACGUGCUGGCCGCCAUCGAGGGCUCGCGCUUCUACACCUCGGACCCCGGGCAGGCGUGCGUCUUCGUGCUCGGCCUCGACACGCUCGACCGCGACCAGCUCUCGCCGCAGUACGUGCACAACCUGCGUGCCAAGGUGCAGGGCCUCCACCUGUGGAACAACGGGAGGAAUCACCUGAUUUUUAACCUGUACUCCGGGACCUGGCCCGACUACACYGAGGACGUGGGCUUCGACAUCGGGCAGGCCAUGCUGGCCAAAGCCAGCAUCAGUACUGAAAACUUCAGGCCCAACUUUGAUGUUUCUAUUCCGCUCUUUUCUAAGGAUCAUCCUAGGACAGGAGGGGAGAAGGGAUUUUUGAGGUUCAACACCAUCCCUCCUCUCAGGAAGUAUAUGUUGGUAUUCAAGGGGAAAAGGUACCUGACAGGGAUAGGGUCAGACACCAGGAAUGCCUUAUAUCACGUCCACAACGGGGAGGAUGUUGUCCUCUUGACCACCUGCAAGCAUGGCAAGGACUGGCAAAAGCACAAGGAUUCGCGCUGCGAUAGAGACAACACCGAAUACGAAAAGUAUGAUUACCGUGAAAUGCUGCACAAUGCCACUUUCUGUCUGGUUCCCCGUGGCCGCCGGCUGGGCUCCUUCAGGUUUCUGGAAGCCUUGCAGGCCGCCUGCGUCCCCGUGAUGCUCAGCAACGGCUGGGAGCUGCCCUUCUCYGAGGUGAUCGACUGGAACCAGGCCGCCGUCAUUGGGGAUGAGAGGUUGUUACUGCAGAUUCCUUCUACAAUCAGGUCUAUCCAUCAGGAUAAAAUCCUAGCACUUAGACAGCAGACACAGUUCUUGUGGGAGGCUUAUUUUUCUUCAGUUGAGAAGAUUGUAUUGACUACACUAGAGAUUAUUCAGGACAGAAUAUUUAAGCACAUAUCACGUAACAGCUUAAUAUGGAACAAACAUCCUGGAGGGUUAUUUGUACUGCCACAGUAUUCCUCAUAUCUGGGAGACUUUCCUUACUACUAUGCUAAUCUCGGUCUGAAGCCUCUUCCCACAUUCACUGCCGUAAUCCAUGCAGUAACUCCCUUGGUUUCCCAAUCUCAGCCUGUGCUGAAACUCCUGGUUGCUGUAGCCAAGUCCCAGUACUGUGCACAGAUUAUUGUUUUAUGGAAUUGUGAUAAACCCCUCCCAGCCAAACACCGCUGGCCUGCCACUUCUGUGCCUGUCAUAGUCAUUGAAGGAGAGAGCAAGGUUAUGAGCAGUCGCUUCCUCCCCUACGACAACAUAGUUACGGAUGCGGUGCUAAGCCUGGAUGAGGACACCGUGCUCUCCACCACCGAGGUGGAUUUUGCCUUUACAGUUUGGCAGAGUUUUCCAGAUAGGAUUGUAGGGUACCCUGCUCGCAGUCACUUCUGGGACAACACUAAGGAGAGAUGGGGCUAUACCUCCAAGUGGACGAAUGACUAUUCCAUGGUAUUGACAGGAGCUGCUAUUUACCACAAAUAUUAUCACUACCUGUACACUCAUUACCUGCCUGCCAGCCUAAAGAAUAUGGUGGACCAACUGGCCAACUGUGAGGACAUUCUAAUGAAUUUUUUGGUGUCAGCUGUGACAAAAUUGCCUCCAAUCAAAGUAACACAGAAAAAGCAGUAUAAGGAGACCAUGAUGGGACAGACCUCGAGGGCUUCGCGCUGGGCCGACCCCGACCACUUCGCGCAGCGGCAGAGCUGCAUGAACACGUUUGCCAGCUGGUUUGGCUACAUGCCGCUGAUCCACUCACAGAUGAGGCUCGACCCUGUCCUCUUCAAAGACCAGGUCUCCAUCCUGAGGAAGAAAUACCGAGACAUCGAACGACUCUGAGGAGCCCCGGCUGAGGGCCCCGGACUGUGGGCCCUGCCCAGCGCACACGCAGCGACACGAGGAGCCAGACUGUAGCGAGGACGGGAGCGUCCCCAAAACGCRGGGGGCUCCCGGGGGGCUCUGCCCUGGACUGCUUCGAGCCGCCUCACCGGCUUCUGCCGCUCGAGACUAGGUUGUGUACAGUUUCAUUAUGGAACAUUAAAUAAUUAUUUUUGAAAUGAUUGCUAUGCA
Nothoprocta perdicaria is the source of this 2166-nucleotide messenger RNA. RefSeq names its product exostosin glycosyltransferase 1 (gene EXT1). The transcript has 11 exons. Gene Ontology annotation, molecular function: glycosyltransferase activity. The record is from RefSeq and is a predicted model, not a curated record. NCBI's taxonomy places the organism in Eukaryota, Metazoa, Chordata, Aves, Tinamiformes, Tinamidae. The annotation marks the transcript as partial. Gene Ontology annotation, cellular component: membrane.